GCGGCCGAGUCGUCAGUCCCGCCCUCGGUUCUUUCGCGUUUUCGGUCAGUCUCCGUUCGGCGUUCGAACGGUGAGGUGUGUAUAGCGCGUGUGCGCACGGUUACUGUGGCGUACUGCGAGGUUAUAAUGGACGCGCCCGGCGGAGCGCGGGAGCCCCGCUUCGGGUCGCCGUAUGGUAUGGGACUCCUCGGAGACGUCGGUGACAUGUACGGUGCGGGCAGGCCGCCCAGCUCGCUCGGCGGCGGCGGGCUCCGGCCAGGGAUGCAGCCCUGCCCAGUGCCCCGGGCUGGCGUCAAGCGACCCUCGGACCAGUGCUACGACGAGAGGCCAUCACAGAGUCUCGGCCUGGAACACUGCCCCAUGCCCGACAUAGCGGAUGAUGGUUACGCAUCUCUUCAACCCAAAAAGUCUCCCCCAUCCAAUGGCAAGAAGACAAAAGGACGUGUAAAGAUCAAGAUGGAGUACAUAGAUAAUAAACUUCGACGGUACACAACAUUCUCCAAGCGGAAGACAGGCAUCAUGAAGAAGGCAUACGAGCUGUCCACGCUGACGGGCACCCAGGUGAUGCUGUUAGUUGCUUCCGAGACUGGGCACGUGUACACUUUCGCAACGCGCAAGCUGCAACCAAUGAUCACGUCAGACUCGGGCAAACGGCUGAUACAAACGUGCCUCAACUCUCCCGACCCACCCACCACUAGCGAACAGCGCAUGGCAGCCACCGGCUUCGAGGAGACGGAGCUCACCUACAACGUGGUUGACGAGGACAUGAAGGUGAGGCAACUGGCGUACGCCGGCUCCGCGCAGUACCCCCUAGAACACCACGGGCACCCUGGCCUUGCGCCUUCGCCGCUGCAGCAAUACCACCAGCACGCGCCAUGUCCCUCGCCCCUCCCGCUCGGCUCCCUCGGACAGCCAUAUUCUCACCCACAUCUAUCUCAUCCCCACAUGUCUCAUCACCCGCAGCGGUAGUUCUCUAUAACAGUUAAGAAAAUAUAAACAAAUGCAAACAAUAAAGUAUUUUGUUAACUAUAUUUGUAAAUAGCUGACAGAUAGAAUGUAAUUACUUAAUUUAUGUCUUUGUCGGUUCGUCGAGCGUUUGACUUGGAUCCAUUAACAACUGUUUUUUUUACUGAGACAAUCACUUCGUUUGGCGAAAUUCACGUAUCAGCAUCUCAUAGAUGAUAUCGUUAUUUAAAAAUGGAGAAUAAAGUUAUUCAAAUUUUAUUUUAUAAUGAAGGCAAACCGGUCUCUGGGUUUGGAAUGACUCGGAAGUGGGAGCGGUCUUGUCCCGCUCUUAUGAUGAAUGAAUCUGCCAUUCAUUCCGAUUAAUGAUGGUCAAGUGUAAUAGAAAUACUUUGUUAAUUUUUUUAAUGUAAGGAAGCUUCAGGAAGCUUCCACUUAUGCCGUGAUUUUUGUGAAAUUACUAUAAUUAGUAGUAACUAAAUAUACGGCAGCUAUUUUUUAUAUAUUUUUGUCAUUUGAAACUAGGCUUUUAUGACAAGCGUGAAUCUCAGUUUAGUGUUAACGUGACAACUAUAAUAAGUAAAUAUGAAUUUUAGUCGAACGUUUAAAAUUAGCAAAAUGGAUUAGGAUAAUAAAAUUUUAUUUUAAAAAUAUAUAAUCGUACGUUUAAAUAAAUAAGAAAUUGAACUCCUAUCAAUAGGCCGUUCAUGGCGCCUUUAAUAAUGCAAAGAGAGAAAAACUCGCUAACAAAGUAGCAGGUGCUUGGAACUAGAGACAGUUUCCAAUUACCGCAGUCGACCGCCGCCCGUGGCUGCUGUGAUCCGGAUUAUCAACUGACUUAAUUGAAAAAUUGCUUUCGGUGGCCGCUGCCCUGCAUUGAGAUUCUUACACCUUGUCAAACUUGACAGCUACCUUUCUAAGACGGUAAACAAAAAAAGUACAGUAACGUUACAUUUAUGUUCAUUAUAUCUGUUGUGUAGACGGUAAAUAAUCAAUGAAUACAUGGAUAUCAUUCUGUUACAAUCGCUUUGCGGAUAAAUUCAAUCAUUGCCAAACAUCCGCAUGUCAUUUAUCAAUAAGACCAGCCAAAGUCUUAAUUGAUCGAUUAAAGCAAAGCUAAUCAACUGCUAUUUAUUCAUUGAUUUGUACCGCAGUGGCCACUGUUACUCCCAUCGCAACGAAUACGCACAUCGAUUAAUCCUUCGCUCUUCAUUUGCAUAUCGAUUUAAUCGGAUCCCAUUGAGCGCCCACUGCGCUCGCCCCCGACCUCCGACAUAGCUCUACACGCACUAACGUUGAAAUCGAUCGACAGAAUCGAUGUUUGCCUUCUAUCGAUUCAGAUCUUUCGAUUAAAAGUGUUAGUAUAGACACCGUUAUUGUUCACUUGUCACCGAUAACACUAUUCCGAUUGAAAUAUUCAAAGUAUAAUUAUGAUUACGAGUGAUAAAGGCAUCUCGCGGCUGCUCUCAGGCGCCCGCUGCAUUCUACGGCGACGGUUCUGUUUACAUUUUUAUAGCGUCCGGUCGUGUGACAUACCGGUCGCGCUCCAGUUUCUCCGGAUCGAGCGCCGGCGCUUUUCUCCGCUUCCCAGGGAACCGUUUCACCCGUCAACGGAGCCCAGUCAUACACAUAAAUAUGAUUCUUUUAGUAUUCGUCGCGCGUUACUCUCGCGGCUGUUUCGUGAAUACGAUCGGCUCUGAUGCGGCGCGUUGACGCAAUCCUAUCGUAGGAUGCAGAUGUUCUCGUGCAUGAAUUAACGAUAUAAAUAUGGAAUUCGGUCAGUGCCCUCGCCGCGAACGGAUCUCCUAAUCUCGAGUUCGCCGUCUGCGCGUUUCGUAAUAUCGCAAAAGCGCGUUUUCGCUUUCGACGCUCGCAUUUCUUCUGUGGAUUCCACCGCGGAUACCUCGUUUCUAUUUCAAAGCACGUUCUCUGUUCUUUAUUUGUAAAAAAACCUCAGUCGCUACUAUAGAAGUUAUCGACACGAGUUGUAAAUUCUUGGUGUUUUUCAACUGUGGUCGGUCCCGAGGCGCUGUCGCUGUCGGUGACUCACCGUCGCAUAACGUAUUCGUCGCGGGCGCGCGUCUAUGCCAUACGUCGGCCUGUAAUCGCUCGUUAGUCUCGCGCCUCCCUUUAUUAACUUAUCAGUACUAUUGUUUUGAUAAACGCUGCGUGCAAUUUGUGUUGAGUCAUCGUUAUUGUGCGGCCGAUGCGCCUUACAUAAUCGUCCGCGUGUAAGCCGAUCCGCCGGCCCCCAUCAGACCCGGCCGUUAGCCAACAAUAAGGCUAAUUUGACUAAUAGGUGCGUCGUAAUCAUCACCGCGUGUGGUUCAAGGAUUAAAUACAACAUCAUACACAUCUCGCCACUCCUAUUGUUCUUGAUUUUUUGUUUAACUAAUUUGAAAUCUUAUAAUCUGAAUGUUAAGUUGUAUUAUUUGAAUAGGUAUCAUUCAAUAUUGAUAUUGAAACAUUUGCUUCGCUGCUGAGAUUUUGGGUUACAUAUCUAGCGUUGUCGUAACUUAUGAAAUUCAGAUGUGUGUCCAUUUGUACGUUACACUCAUUUGGCACGCGCGUGUGUUUUAACGACAGCACGGCGCCGCACCACGCCGCGUCUCUAAUUAUAUGGGCCGGAGUGUUCGCCGCUCGCCGCACCCCUCACGCCGUCCUCUCGCACCGUUAAUUCAUUAUUCGUAAAUGCACCGCCGGUUCGAUUUUUAAAAGAAAUCGCUUAACGUUUGCAAAAUUCUUAUAAAAUGCACGCCUCGGCGGCCCUGUAAUUAACGCACCGAUCGACCACCCAUGGGAGAUGAAUGGCCCACCGUUAAUCCGCCAAAGCAAUAAUCGCAUGUCGCCGGACAACAAAUGAAGAGAUUCAUCCCGCGCCGAGGUGAUCGUACGACGACCAUGUAGAUUCCGAUUCGUUCCUUAUUAAAAACCGAUAAAGAAUAAAUCGCCUCGGGUUGUGAUGGUAUCCCCUUGAGGGUAGGACGGUCUUAAUUUAGUGAAAUUCCCGCAGGAGCAACGACCGCUUCGUGAGUUCGUUUCGCGCUGUCGUUUAAGUAAUGGGUCCUCGGUAUCGGUUGGGAUCUUCGCGAAUCGAUACACGAUAAUUUUACCAUUACGUAACUUGACCGUGACUUAAUUCACGAUAGAGAUCGCCGUGCACCGCCUAAUGUGGAUGUUCUGUAGAACUAAUGGUCUAGCAAUAUGUCUGAAUAUAACUAUGAGCCAAAAACAACAUGUGCAUACUUCAGGUAUUCUCCAAAACAGUAAAUUGUAAUAGAAUAAUUACGACUAGUAGUACCAACAAUUUUAUUGAAGUGUACAAAACUUCGCGCUCCAAAUUAGACAAUUAGAGUAAACCGCACGUCUCUCGAAGGCACAACGCAGUCCGUAGAAUAUUAUUUUAGGAGUAGCGUCCACCCCGCACGCGGCCGCGCUGUUGCAUAAUUCAGACCCCGCCGUUUGCAUUCCGAUACUUGAUAUGUGCUCUCACAUGUAUUUAUGGACAGGAUUUUGUGUCUCCGUAAUGUUUGCCGAAUAAAUAAAUUGCGUUUGAUGCAUAAAUACAAUGGCCGCGGCUCCUCUCGUUAUAUCCCGGGCCGCCUUGUCACCGCUUGAGAUAUUUCGCGGUCCAAAGGCCACUAUAUUGUUGCCUUCGUUAGCAGGCCGUAUUGUUUACGCUUACAAAUUGGCUACUGUUCUGACCCGGCUGAUACACGACCUGUGCUCUUCACUAAACUACAAUUACACUCACACCGAGAUUGAUUCGUGCCGUUCAAUAUAAAGUGUUGUUACAAAUUUAUUUAUCUUUAUAAACUAACACAACGCCUUAUUACAUGUUUAGUAAACUUAUUUUAGUUGAAUUGUUAUUAUAAAAUGCACACAAAGUAAAUUAACUCAGUGCUGUUAACCUAAACAGUAUAUUUGGUUAUGUAAUCAGGUAGAUAGGAAUCGUGGAAAUGGCGCCAAGUAAUCCUAAAUCCCUACAACAUUAUCUAGCGUUAACACAAUUCCACUCACAUCUCUUACGGUGAUCGUAAUGAUUGGCGGCCGACCUCAUCUGUAUGCACGACACGUGCUAGUGUUAGAACGCAUUGUAGCUGACACACUCUAUCCUUUACUUUCCAGAAACUUCUAUUUAGACCCCGUCAUAAGAGUUGUCUAAAAGUCAGCUCCGAGUUGACCACGCGACGUAAUCCACAUAGAUUAACAAACCGACCGCCGUCUGCCUGUUUAGUUAUGUAUGCGCGCUUGUUGGUACGAUCUCGUUUACUGGACUGACUCGGGACGCGUCUCAUCCAUUAUAGAUUUAGUCUGUGUCUGAGCGUCCAGGGGAUAUGGACGUGGUCGUCGCAAGUGUCAUUUCGAUAAUUGGAAGGGCCGAUUAUAUUUCUUCGCCAACAUCUGCGAUAGAUUGCUCGAUUGGCAGACGCUUGCGUCACACGGCGCAAGAAUCAAUCCGGGCCCCAAUUAAGAGCCUCUAGUAAUUGCGUUCCGAAGCCGAGUAAAUAAUUGCGAUAGUCGUAUCAUUACUUCUAUUAAUUGAGCUCAUUCACCGAUAGGAUGCUGUGAGUCAAUCGAAUGCUCCUCUAAAACCAUUUUAUCGAUACCACGACUAUUCGAGUGGUUUCAUCGCGUAGUUACAGUUGAUUUCUAGUCCAAGUUAAAAUCCUAAUA
This is a messenger RNA of Papilio xuthus (Asian swallowtail), 5640 nucleotides long. It is a transcript of the gene bs, whose product is annotated as serum response factor blistered. The coding region runs from base 127 to 969 and encodes 280 amino acids. The record is from RefSeq and is a predicted model, not a curated record. NCBI's taxonomy places the organism in Eukaryota, Metazoa, Arthropoda, Insecta, Lepidoptera, Papilionidae. Gene Ontology annotation, biological process: positive regulation of transcription by RNA polymerase II. The transcript is spliced from 2 exons. Gene Ontology annotation, molecular function: cis-regulatory region sequence-specific DNA binding; protein dimerization activity; DNA-binding transcription factor activity, RNA polymerase II-specific.